Messenger RNA from Trichoplax adhaerens, 531 nucleotides. RefSeq lists its product as uncharacterized. The record is from RefSeq and is a predicted model, not a curated record. NCBI's taxonomy places the organism in Eukaryota, Metazoa, Placozoa, Uniplacotomia, Trichoplacea, Trichoplacidae. The transcript has 4 exons. The annotation marks the transcript as partial. Gene Ontology annotation, cellular component: membrane. Gene Ontology annotation, molecular function: zinc ion transmembrane transporter activity. Gene Ontology annotation, biological process: zinc ion import across plasma membrane; intracellular zinc ion homeostasis.
GAAGAAGAAGGUGCUAAUAGUAGCCACAGCCACAGCCAUGAUCAUGUGGUAUGUUUUGGCCUAACAGCUGUAGGAGUUAUGGUUGUACUAGGAGAUGGUUUUCAUAAUUUUACUGAUGGGAUUGCAAUGGGAGCAUCCUUUAAAUCGUCGCUUUCGCUCGGAUUUAGCACUUCGAUCGCUGUUUUUUGCCAUGAAUUGCCUCAAGAGUUAGGUGACUUUGCCAUCUUAUAUGCGAGUGGAAUGGGAUGGAAGAAAGCCAUGAUAUACAACUUAGUUUCAGGCUUAACUUGCUACAUUGGUGCUAUCAUUGGUAUUUUUGCGGCCUCAACAGAAACUGCUCGUCAAUUUUUAUUUGCUCUUACAGGCGGUCUCUUCCUGUAUAUCGCGAUGGUAGACCUCGUAAGUAGUAAAGAUUAUGACAUUUUGGGAGAACUGAGUUUUAAAAAAUUCCUCUUUUCUAAUAUUGGCAUUUUAACUGGAUUUACCAUUAUGUUCUUGCUGGCGUACUUUGAAGAAAAAAUUAAAGUCUAA